Messenger RNA from Arachis duranensis, 708 nucleotides. RefSeq lists its product as uncharacterized. The record is from RefSeq and is a predicted model, not a curated record. NCBI's taxonomy places the organism in Eukaryota, Viridiplantae, Streptophyta, Magnoliopsida, Fabales, Fabaceae. The coding region runs from base 1 to 708 and encodes 235 amino acids. The transcript has a single exon.
AUGGUUCGGGCUGAUGCAUCUGUAUGCAUCAAGGUGCUCUUAAAUGCCACUACCGCACACUUUGGGUUUAGGCCGACGUACAGCAGGGUAUGGCUUGCGAAGCAGAAAGCCGUUGCCCACAUCUAUGGUGAUUGGGAUGAGUCGUAUAACGAGCUCCCAAGGUGGGUGUUAGGAGUUCAGUUGACGAUGCCUGGUAUGGUUGCAGUCCUUAGGACGAGCCCAGUUCAAGUUGGAGGACAGGUGGACGAGUCUCAAGCUUAUUUUCACCGACUAUUUUGGAUGUUUCCACCAUGUAUCGAGGCAUUCCGUCAUUGCAAGCCGUUGGUCAGUAUUGAUGGGACCCAUCUAUAUAGCAAGUAUGGCAGAACGUUGCUCAUCGCGAUAGCACAGGACGGUAACUCCAACAUUCUGCCUGUUGCAUUCGCCCUAGUUGAGGGUGAGAAUGUCGAGUCAUGGUCCUUCUUCCUGUCUCACCUGCGUCAGCACGUGACCCCGCAGUCAGGACUGGUGGUUAUAUUAGACAGGCAUAACGGCAUCAAGGCCGCCCUUGAGGCUCCGAACGGAGGCUGGCUACCUCCAGCUGCUUACUGCGCAUUCUGCAUUCGACAUGUGGCAGUAAAUUUCGCCCUGACCUUCAAGGGCAAGGACGCAAGGAGGCUUCUUGUGAAUGUAGCAUAUGCUAAGAUCGAGGUGGAGUUCGACUACUAG